This is a messenger RNA of Vanessa atalanta (red admiral), 853 nucleotides long. Its product is annotated as translocon-associated protein subunit gamma. NCBI's taxonomy places the organism in Eukaryota, Metazoa, Arthropoda, Insecta, Lepidoptera, Nymphalidae. Gene Ontology annotation, biological process: SRP-dependent cotranslational protein targeting to membrane. Gene Ontology annotation, cellular component: endoplasmic reticulum; membrane. The record is from RefSeq and is a predicted model, not a curated record. The transcript has 4 exons. Bases 126 to 677 code for a protein of 183 amino acids.
AGAUUUUAGAUUGUCUUGUCAGCUGAAAACGUACACGUUUCAAGAGUUGUAGUCGAGUUAUUUACUUUCUCCAAUUUUGUGGAUCCAUAGAAUUUCAUACAGACGUUAGUUUUCAUUUAAUAAAUAUGUCAGGAAAAGCAAACAAAGCGUUUACCAAGGAAGAAGAGUUAUUAUUACAAGAUUUUAGUAGAAAUGUUUCCACUAAAUCAUCAGCCUUAUUCUAUGGAAAUGCUUUCAUCGUAUCUGCUAUUCCCAUUUGGUUGUUUUGGAGAGUUCAUGCUUUGGAAGUAAGCACCUCGUUGGCUUGGUUUGCAUUAGUAACAACAGCUAGUACAUGGUUAUUGGCCUUGGCUUACCGAAACACCAAGUUUCAAUUAAAGCAUCGUGUCGCUGUCCGACGAGAGGAUGCAGUCGCCCGUGAGAUGGCUAGGAAGUUGGCUGAAGAAAAGAAAAUGAGCAGGAAAGAGAAAGAUGAGAGAAUUUUGUGGAAAAAGAAUGAGGUAGCAGACUAUGAAGCAACAACUUUCUCAAUUUUCUACAACAAUGCUCUAUUCUUGACGAUUGUUAUUCUUAGCAGCUUCUACUUGCUGCGCACAUUUACACCAACAGUUAACUACAUUGUAUCCCUCACAGCAGCUUCUGGUCUUCUGGCUCUGCUGUCUACAGGUAGCAAGUGAAAACUGAUAGGUGUGUGUUUGUGACAAUUAUAUGAACACAAUGAUUUUCUACUAUAGUGCAUAGGUUACUCAGAUUCUAAAUUAUUAAGAAAUGCACCAAUGCCUAUAAUGUUUUGUUUUUUACAAUGAAUUUAUAACUUAAAAAGAAAUAGGAAUAAAUAAAAUAGAUUUAAACA